Molecule: messenger RNA, 4719 nt
Organism: Liolophura sinensis
Lineage: Eukaryota; Metazoa; Mollusca; Polyplacophora; Chitonida; Chitonidae
Product: ubiquitin-like protein 3
Exons: 5
Coding region: 309-665 (118 amino acids)
Molecular function (GO): protein binding
Source: RefSeq, a predicted model, not a curated record
CAUUACAGCUGAAAUCGGAUGUCAGUGUACAAAGAUUUUAUUCUGGGCAGACAAUUACGGAUUUUCCUUAUCUACGAUUGGUUUUAACCAUCGUAGAUAACAAAUUAGUUUCCGUAAGUGUUUGCCUAAGACAUUUCAAGAUGCUAGAUGACCCGGUUUUUGUGUAAUUCGGUCAUUUGUCUGUGAUAUCUGAGCGGCCUUGCUUGCAGAAGGUGUCAACAUUCUCCUCGAAAAGGCAGUGUAUCAACAUAGAAGGAAGGCACUGCGAAACGAAGUAUACCAUUGGAAUAAAACUUUGAUUCCACGAAAUGGGAACAAGACAUGACAAGAUCAACCUGCGGUUAAUCCUGGUCAGUGGGAAGACUGGAGAGUUCCUGUUUUCACCGAAUGACUCAGCAGCCGAUAUUACAGAAUACGUCUACAACAACUGGCCCGAAGAAUGGUGUGAUGAGCAAUUACCAGCUGUGAAUAUUCUACGACUGAUAUAUCAGGGCAGAUUCCUACAUGGAAAUGUCACUUUGGGAGCCCUCAAGUUACAGAUGGGAAAGACAACAGUGAUGCACCUUGUACCCAGAGAACAUCUACCAGAGCCCAAUAACCAAGGUCAGUUGAAGAAGGACAAGAGUGGAGAGAAUAGCUGUAGUAACUGUUGUAUAAUCCUUUGACCAGGUGGGCGUGGCCUGGCAGAGGGGUUGGGGACAGGGGCUGCCUGCCUUACCCUCUCACCUCAAUCAGUCUUUCAGCUGUGGGGAUCAGGCCUGUCAGUGAUGACCACAGCGUUUGUCCGCCGCUCCAGUGGCCAGGGAACCCAGAUCGGCUCCGCUGCAAGGAAAUGGCCAAUUACCGGCAAACCACCGGACUUGCUUUAAUAGUUCAAGGAUAUCAUUUUAACAACAACAUGUUCAAAUUGGAUUUUUCAUCCAGCUCAGCCGUAUCACCUGUAAUUCAUGCCCACCCCGUGACGUUACAAGCCCGGCAAUGUUGUGUGUGGAGCACAUGAUAGACAAGUGCUGAAAUUAUUUGAUUGGUCAUUGAGACACAGGCAGGGACUGUGUGAACCAAUCAGCCAGACUGUCUGACCUUUGAUGGCCUGGCUUUAUGUGACAGGAUCUACUGAUGAUCUGCCUCUGGUGAUUGGUCAAUUUGGGUUUUAGGGGGCAGGGGAGGGAUCACAAGAGACUGAUUUAUCUACAGUUAUUUAUCAUAUGAGCAUAGUGAGUAGUCCCCAUUGCAUGAUGGUUCUCACAUGUUCAUCUCUCUCAACUUGAAUGUAACAAAGUGUAAAUAACAGUACAUUAUGAGUGUCAAAUAAUUUUAUGAAUUCUUGAUUCUAUCUGUAUAGCCCACCGUUAGCCAAUAAUUAACAUUUCCCCUGACACACACAGUCAACACAAAUGACAAUUGACUGACAAAUAUCAGAUAUGAUUGCAAUUAAAAACUAAAAUGUGUAAAAAAAAAAUUUAUGUUUAAGAAAAAAAAAAUAUUGAUAUGGUAAACAGGAUGGGUAUGGUCAGUUGAGUUUUACAGUUGAUGUUUUAUUUAUGUAGUGCUUGAAUUUCUUUUUCCACUUUCAUGAAUUAAAAGUAUGUCUAAUCAGAAGAAAAGUGAUAUACAGAAGUAGUAUUGAGUAGCAAGGUUUCAAUCCCAUCUUGUGAUGUACAUUAUUUUAUAGAAUGCCUAUGAUCAGCAGAUCCAUUAUAUUUCUAAAGUAAAUUGCAGCUGUUCUUGAAGCAGUUGCUUUAAAAGAUUUCCGCUUCUAUGUACAGUUUAUAACAACCAGAAAACACGUCACCCGUCUUUGAUAUUAAAUGCAACGAAGAAACUAGUUGACCAGAGCAUCAUUCUUUAGUGUUGGAGCUUUGAUUGGUGUUAUCUUAAAGUUUCAACUCUGACAAUUCAAUGAUGGAUCCUCAGUAAGACUCUUAUAAUUUACACUUUUCAUUUUGAUUUGAAAUAUAAAGAUAGAGGAACGAGUUUUGAUUUCACAACAUUUGAAUAUAUAUAUAAUGAUCAGACGUACUGGUAAACAUUGAAUUCAUAUCAUAUUGACGGUUAAUUUCCGGCCCCAAAAUAUGGUUAAAAUUGGGAUUUAAAACAUCUGAAACCUAAGAGCAAGUAAUCUGCUCCUAGGGUUUGAUGUUGAAAUGAACUGAAAAUUUGCUGUACAGAUUGUUUAAUGUUGAAUUGUACUUGCCAUGGUUGGAAGUAGGGUGUAUAUAAUUUAUUAUCAUCACAGUUGUGUUUAUUGAUAGAGAUUGACAGAAAAACUUGUGAAUUUAUGAAAUAUGCUGUGAGGUUAUUUGGGGAAAGUGUGUUCUCUGCUAUGGUAAUUUUUUUUUUUUUUUUUUUUUUUGUACAUGUGUGUUCUAUUUGUACAUCACAUUGACGGUGAAUAGAGCAAAAUCAAUACUGUAAGCAAUACAUCGCAAAACAGUGAUAAACAGUUUUCUAAUCAUUUUGACAGAUUAUUGAACAUGGGUGUGUGUUAGGAUGCUAAUCCAGCAUGAAAGGAUUAAUCUGAAAAUAACAAACAUCACUACCUGCAUUGGCAAAUUUCUGAGGCAAGCAUCUUACAUUUGUGAAAGCUAUGAAAAUACAGGAUUGAACUUUUAAGAUGUAUAUAAAAAAAAAAAUUGAAUCACCAGACCUACAUAUAUACAUACCCUAGUGUAUAACGAAUAUCAGUUCCCGAGGAACUGCAAGUAGUAGUCACUAGUGUGUUAGACACGUAUGAGAGGUCAAUGUACCCGAAUCAUUGGAAUCACAAGUUUACACUCCUAGGUAACAAGGAAAAGCAAAUUACAUGCGUUGUACCAGUAUUCGACAGUUCUGUUCUUUGAUGCAAUUUGCUGGAAAUGCCAGAAAUUUUAGGUCUGCUUUUUUUAUUAUUAUUAUUAUUAGCCAAGAAAAAGCUUUCAACAAUGUUACCCUAAUGAUUGAUGCAGCGACACCACCUCACCUUUACCUGUCUAGUCCAGAAAUAGUGCUCUAUGUCGGUAAGGGAGCUCAGAGACUUACCCUGCCUAUUCAGGUUAUUUGUAUGUGUUCAGGUUCCUGCAAGGAUUAUCUCUAGUAUGCUUACAGUGCAUGUUCAUAAGGGAGAGAAUGUUUAGUACAAGGUGUUGUUAUGGGCUUACAUACAUGUAGUCAUCUUCACUAUCCUUUUUAAGCUUGUUAUUAAGUAUUGUUUCAAUGUUCUUACUUUCUUUCCUGGAUAAAUAUGUACGAAGUUAAAGUCAUCUGAUGAAAAAUUGCAUGUACGUCUAUUUUGCUCAAAUCCAUGCUUACAUGUGCUUUUUUUUCUUUCUUUUUUUUUCCAUCUCCAAAGACUCUUUCUGCCCUCCCAAGAGCUAUACUUGUAAAGUACCAGUGUGAAAGAACACAAUAUGCAUGUAUAUAAAUGUCAGUUGUUACUUGGAAUUUAGAGGAAAACUUUAUUUUGACCUCAUAUUUGGACUGUUCAUUUUAAAUUUGGCUUUCAUCUCUUGAUGAAGGGCUAAUUUUGGACACUUGCUGGCCAAGCUGUAAAUAGAGUUCUAGCUGCAGACCAAAUGAGGUAACAUGUUGAAUUUCAGCUCAUGUUGUCUAUAUAGUGAUUUAUAAUUUAGGGAUUGUCAGGUAACUGGUGCUGCAUGGUUUUUGCCUUUUGUCUGCUUUCCUUAACUACUUUUACCAUACGAAAACUAUUCCUGAACACAGCAUAAGACACCAUGUCAAGGCCAAAUUUAUGACUGAAAUAUUAGUCACAAAUAGAGUUUUUCUCAAUAUGCAAAGUAUCAGCUGCACUAUAUUAUCCAAGACUGAACAGUGUCACUGGACUGAAGCACAUGUAUGUGAAAGUUUAUCGGCUGUUUACAAAUGGCUUCAGUUUACAGAGUGUGUUUUAUUUCCUGCUAAAACCUUCUAUAUUCCUGAAUGAAAUUUGAAUCCUCAUAGAUGUAAUCUAGUACAGCUCAUGCUAUUAUGGACAUACAAUAUUUUAAGGGUAGGUAGGCACAAGCAAAUACAACGUACAGUACAAUUUCCAUCCAGGAAAUUUAAUACUAAAGUACAUCAGUUUUUUAAUCUGAAAUGCAAGUUAUACCCAACUAACAUCAAUGUACUCUGAUAUGAAACUAAAAGAAAUAUAGCAAUAUUAAAUAUGAUGAAACUGAAGAAAAUUUUAGUAAAACUCCUAACAGGUGAAUGACACUGUAGAAUUAACUCUACCUACUUUUAAGGUGUCCUCUACUGUGAGAAAUUCUUGUUCCAUAAUUUGAUGUUUGGUGACUUACUGUAGUGCGGCAUUAUUUAUGUUUCUGAGUAUUUUCUGCAUGUAGUAUAAACAAUGCUUAACAUUACUCUUUUUACAUAGAUCUGUAUUCAGAGAACUUGCAAGUUCUUACUUUUCAUUAUCUUGCAUAGUGUGAUAAAUUUUUGACCAUUAAUUUCAGCUGUACAGUUCUCUUUAGAUUCAGUGGGUUUUUUUUUUUAAAUUCUGUACAACUGGAGUAUUGGUUUAUCUGUGUAAAGGUGUAGUUAUAUGUUAUUCAAUGCUGUGAUUUUUUCUGUCCACGUUGGUUUGUACAUCACAUCCUGUAAUGUAACCCUCUUCCUCACAGUUAAAUCUCUGUACAUAAUGGGCCUUCAGCGCUCCCUUUACACAUCCAUUCUUCACAGGGCCACUUGACAGAGCUCUCAUCAGUGUACAUCGGUACAGUCAAUAAAUCUUUACAUAAC